GUUGAGGCCCCUGACACCGGAAAUACAUGCCAGUAAUACAUACUCGUAAAAUGCUUGGGCACUUCACACGUCACACAGACAACUUAGAUCACCCGCUUAAACUCAGCAGUAAAUGUGUGGCGAAGGAAUUAUUCUUAUUAACCCUUAUUCACAUGUCAAAAGGAAAGCUUUAGUAACUGAAAACAUCAAUUAAGUGUAUGUGAAUAAAAUGCGUGUUUCUGACACAAUCAGUGUUUCUGUUGGUUGUGGGGAUGGAAGCCUUCACGCAGAGGUUAAAAGUGUCGACAAAGACGAACCGUCUACAGAUCACAUCAAAGACGAGCUGAAAAAUGAUCUCGUAACACAUCCUGGCUUUGAUGUCUUGGAUGCGGCUACCAAGGCAACUAGUAGGUCUACCGCUCAUGCGUCAACUUCAAAACUGGAAAACGCGCUAAGAAACUUGAACGUUAACGAAUUAUCAGCAGAAGAUGACGACGAGAAGCUGUCGCCAAGCAGUCGAUCAGCGGGCUACACUUGCCAGCGCCAGGACAUCACAUCCGACUUCCAGUACGACAUGUCUCACAGAGCACGUGGCAAGGCGGUCAUCGUCAACAACGUCAAUUUCGCGCCAGAAACGGAGAUGGGCGAACGAACGGGAAGCGAAAAAGACGCAGACGAGUUAGUCGAUGCUGUGCGAUCACUGGGCUUCAGCACAGAAAGAUACAGCGACCUGACACGCCUUCAGCUCCUGCGCAUUUUUCAAAAUGUGUCUGCAGAAGAUCACAGCGAUGUCGACUGUUUCAUGUUCUCCAUCAUGUCACACGGUGCAGAUGGAGGAGUAAUAUACUGUACGGACGGUGUCCUGUGCCUGGAAGAACUCAUACAUGAGUUGCGGGGAGAUCGAUGCAAAACACUCAUUGGAAAACCCAAAAUCUUUUUCAUUCAGGCUUGUCGAGGGGAACGUCUUGAUUGCGGAGUUGAACUACCCAGUGAGGACAUCACUGACGAAGUUGACAGCGGUGGAACACGUCUUAGUUCACUAGUCAUUCCUUUGGAGGCGGAUUUUCUUGUUGCGUAUUCAUCACCACCUGGUUACUUCUCCUGGCGAAAUGUCUCUUCGGGAGCAUGGUUCAUUCAAGCUUUGAUCAAGGUACUGAAGGAUCACGGAAAUUCCCUGGAAAUCAACCAGCUUCUGACCAGGGUAAACCACGAAGUCGCCUACAGAAACAUCUCCAACUCCAGCAUGCCCGACUUUAACAAGAAGAAACAAAUGCCAUACUACACGUCCACGUUGACUAAAGAACUUUACUUCGCUUCUCACAAAAAUUGAAUCUUAUUCUCUCCAACGUUUUUUGUGCCAUUCGGAAUCAUGAGUGGUCCCAGUCAGAGUUGGCAGCAGGACAUUUUUGCAAGUCCAUGUCCAGUCACAAGUCAACGGCUGGUAAACACAGGUCAAGCCAAAAGUCACAUCAUUAGCGACCCGAAUCCGACUCAGUCUAAGUCCCAUGACUCAAGUCAACAACUCUGGUCCCGGCCUGCAGGUCAGUAGGGUUACCCCACAGAAAAAAAUGUUGGAGGGGAAAGAGGAGGCCAUUAUUUAAAAUAUAUUCAGAUAAGUGUAAUAUUUAAAUAACUCCACAGAUUAAAUAAUUUGCAAAGAAAUACAUCAAAUAUUCUGAUAAAUAAAUGAAACAUUAAAUUGCAGGAAGGCUCACAAAAGCAUCUUUAUACGAUUUGAGGAAUAAAUCUUGACUUGCAUUUUAGCAAUUUGCUAAAUUUUCCUGGAAAAGCAUUCAUGCAUGGUUUAAUGAUCUAGAGAAAAGUGAUUCUUAUUGAAACAUUUAAAAAAAACCUUAUUUAUGCCUUCUAUAAACUAUUGUGUUUAGGAAAAUAUUCUCAAGUAGUUUGUUGAAUCGCAACCUGAAACUGGCGAUCGUGUGGGACGGGAGGGAUUGCCCCCCCCUCCCAUGCACAAAGACACUUUUAGUUUAAGCGCUAACAUUUUGGCAAAACAUUGGGGCCUCUUUACGGGUGAAAACAAGAUGGAAAAUUGCUUUACAAAGUAGAAAUCCACGUUAAUUUACCCCCGACUAAAACAUGUUUACAACUUCACUUUUUUCACUCCGUUCGAGAACAGGGGUUAGGUUUACUUAAAAUAAUUGAGGCAUUUAAAUAUUUUUAGUUCUUUGUGCUUGUUCGUGAGGUCUAGGCCUACAAUCGAGGAAUUAAUGGAUAAUCAAUAUUUAUACGCCGUGCAUUGCAGUUUCUGGUUCCAUGUUAGUUGACGUUUCUUUCGUUUCCUUUCCAGUUUUUACAGUAACUACCAGUGAAUAUUUUGUAUUACAAAGCGGCCGGUAGUGAUCAUAAAUUGGACCUAAUGUUGUUAUUCUCACGGACUGUUGGUAUCUUUGCCAUUUUCCAAGGAAUAUAACAGGGAAUAAAUUGUCGCUAAUGUCGCUAACAAA
Molecule: messenger RNA, 2444 nt
Organism: Acanthaster planci (crown-of-thorns starfish)
Lineage: Eukaryota; Metazoa; Echinodermata; Asteroidea; Valvatida; Acanthasteridae
Product: caspase-7-like
Biological process (GO): positive regulation of neuron apoptotic process; proteolysis; apoptotic process
Cellular component (GO): cytoplasm
Molecular function (GO): cysteine-type endopeptidase activity
Source: RefSeq, a predicted model, not a curated record